Oppiella nova is the source of this 1128-nucleotide messenger RNA. The record is from the annotation of a GenBank genome assembly. NCBI's taxonomy places the organism in Eukaryota, Metazoa, Arthropoda, Arachnida, Sarcoptiformes, Oppiidae.
GGAAAGAGGGGACAGACUUCCGCCAAAAACAAUUGGCAAUUGUUUUACGUGAGGGGUGUUGUGCCAAACGAGGCCACUCUCGUGGAGGUGGAGCCCCGGGUUCAGAGCUUACGAAGCCGUACGGCAUUCGCUUUCAUCAACCCAUCGAGUCAUACGAUAUAUGUGUGGUUCGGAUGCAAAUGUCUGGACGAGACCCGCAAAGUGAUGCACAACGCCAUCGAUCGCCUCAUUACUCAUAAACCGCCGCAAAUCGGACUCAAAGUUGACGCCAAUUAUGUGACCAAAGAGUUGGACGAAGGAAAGGAAGACAAAGAAUUCUGGGAUCUAUUCGAGAGCCAAGACCGGCGACAACAGCGGCAACGGCUUUACCACUCGUUAAUUGAUAGUCGGUUCACCUAUGACUUCACUCCCAGACUGUUUCACUUGACCUCAUCGUCGGGAGAGUUCACCGCCAAAGAGAUAUUGUGUUCGUAUAGGAGUGUCCAUAACGUGACGCCCUAUCCGUUCACUCAGGAGGACAUCUAUAGCGCACAACAGCCGACAUUCUUCCUGUUCGACAAUUGCCACCAAAUAUUCCUCUGGGAAUCGAAGUACGCCUUCUCUAAAGAGGCGACCGACGACUCGGAGGCCAACGCCACCACCGGUUCCCAGACUAUCCGUUGGAGCGCCGAACGCAAGUGUGCACUCGAUUCAGCCAUUGCCUACUGUUUCGCCAAAAACAGUGCCGAACCGCCGAAUGGGUUCGUCGUGUGCGCCGGACUCGAACCCGACUCCUUCUGCGCUCUAUUCCCUCAGUGGACGUACAGAGAGGACGUGGCGCUCCUUCACCAACAGGACGGUCGCAAACCGGGAGAAAUGUUGGCCAUUCAGGAGGUGUUGUCUCAAUACAAGACUCAAUACAGUUUAGAAGAGCUAACCCGACGACCACUGCCUGAAGGGCUCAACGAGUUAUGCCUCGAAUCCUACUUAGGAGCCGACGAUUUCAGGGAUGUGUUGGGUGUGUCUCGGGAGGAGUUUUACGAUAAUUUGCCGAUUUGGAGGCAAACACAACUCAAGCAAAAGGCAAACCUCUUCUGAAGCGGUGGUCCAUCCGUGUCCUCACCAUUCAUUCGCUUCUCAUUCCCGAAG